AGAGCUGACUAUUACAAGGAAGCUAGCAACGCAUUGCACGACACAACAUACGUGCCAUUUAGAUUAAUAGGAUAAUAGUUAGAAGGAUGUUAGAUAUUCACGAACGGAGCUCUCGGAUUCGUUCAAGUAACUAGCUGUAGUAAGUAUGUCAUCGACGAACGUACAUGAAACUAGUCGUCGUCAGGACGAAUUUAGCAUUAUUAGCGAUACAUUAACACUCGUGAAAAAAUCGUCGAACUUUAAACCAGCCAUAAGACCGAGCUAUGGAGACUUGAUAAUAAAUGGAUGUUCUAUUCAUUAUAUGAGGUCAAUUGCCUCCGUGAGGUCCUCCGCGAUGAUGAAGUUCGCUACCGCCGUUCCGGUUGAGCAACCACGAAAGUUGCUUGUCCCGGUUUUCGCAGUUUUUCACAUUCGCUUCGAAAUUACCUGGAUGAUUGUGUCCAGAUUAACCGGCGGUAUCAACCGCAGAACCUAAGCGAUCCAUCAGCCCGCGGCGCGAGAAGCGCCUGCGGGCACAUCUUGCUUUCACUUGACUGGUCUCGCGCGCCGAGCCACGUGCAUUGGAGAACCGCACGCAGCAUGGAUGCACGUCGAGCCGAUAUACCGAGCUGAUAUAUCUGGGAAGAGGAAAAAGGAGGGACUGGUCAAUGUUUUCGCGUACGCAAUCCGAUUGGACCGAUAGAUAGUUUCGCGAGAUCGCGAGAUCGCGUCUCGUUAAAUUAGUAUCGCCCGUCCGCGAUCAAGACCCCCUGGUGUUAUGGCGCCCCUCGAGCUUGGCACCCAAGUACA
Molecule: messenger RNA, 789 nt
Organism: Pogonomyrmex barbatus (red harvester ant)
Lineage: Eukaryota; Metazoa; Arthropoda; Insecta; Hymenoptera; Formicidae
Source: RefSeq, a predicted model, not a curated record